GGAGCACAGAUUGGAAAGAGGCAGUUGUUUCAGGAUAAACACAGGGGGGAAGUGUGGGGUUAGGUGGAGCUUUCCUGGCUGCACAGGCUAUUCAGGGACAGGUUGGACUGGUUUCUGCCUCCACAAUACCCACGUCUCCCUCAUUCUCAAUCAUUUAUACCGGCAGAGAGGGAAGAAGAAGAAGAAGAAGUGAACCAGAUAGAGAGGCUGUGAACAGAACAGAGUACAUUUCAGCAUUUCAGGCCCCGAAAGGAAUUUCAACAUGCCUGAGGAGGAUGGAGAAUUUUACGGAAAGAAUGGCGAGCCGAGGAAGUAUGAUCCAGCCUUCAAGGGUCCAAUCCAGAACAGGGGCUGCACAGACAUUGUGUGCUGCAUCCUCUUCAUUGUUGCUGUACUGGGUUAUAUUGCAGUGGGAAUACUUGCCUGGUCCCAGGGCGAUCCCAGGAAGGUGAUCUAUCCCACAGACAGUCGGGGGCAGUUCUGCGGGCAGGCUGGCACGCCGCUAGAAAAGAAGCCGUUUCUGUUCUACUUCAACAUCAUGAAGUGUGCCAGCCCCAUGGUGCUGCUGGAGUUCCAGUGUCCGACCACACAGAUGUGUGUGGACAAGUGCCCUGAGAAGUUCAUGACAUUAGUCAAAGCCUACAGCAACAGCAAAGACUUUGAGUACUACAAAAACUUCUGCAAGGAAGGUGUGACGACUUCACUGGGUAUCCCACAGAUCCUCAGUCAAGGCCUCUGUCCUGCCAUGCUGACGCCCAGCAAGCCCUUCACCCGUAGGUGCUUCCCAGCUUUAGGCCAGAAAGGAGGGGUGAUAACUGUGGGGAACAACUCCCACUUCGAUGACGGAACGGGAACCAUGAGAGACGCCAAAGACCUUGUGGACGGAGUAAAGAAUGCCACUGUGGUUAUUGAGGCUCGUCAGGUGGUGAUGAAGAUCUUUGAGGAUUACACGCAGUCCUGGUACUGGAUCCUCCUAGGGCUGGUCAUCGCCAUGCUCACCAGCCUGCUCUUCAUCGUCCUCCUGCGCUUCCUGGCAGGGAUCAUGGUCUGGGUCAUGAUCGCCAUGGUGAUACUGGUGAUAGGAUAUGGUAUCUUCCACUGCUACAUGGAGUACGCUGCUCUGAAGGGAGAGCCGGGCGCUAACGUGACUCUGCAGGAGCUGGGCUUCCAGACAGAUUUCACCGUGUACCUGCAGAUCAGACAGACCUGGCUGGCCUUCAUGAUCAUCUUGGCCAUUGUGGAGGUCAUCAUCAUCCUGCUGCUCAUCUUCCUCAGGAAGAGACUCCUCAUCGCCAUCGCUCUCAUCAAAGAAGCGAGCAGAGCCAUCGGGCAUGUGAUGUGUUCCCUCUUCUACCCGCUGUUCACCUUCGUCCUCCUGGCCAUGGUCAUCGCCUACUGGGCCGUUACUGCUGUUUUCUUGUCUACCUCCAACGAGCCCGUCUACAAGGUUUUCAACGAGACCGAGUGCGAACACUCGAGAAAAACGUGCGACCCGGCCAACUACACGACGAGUCCUGAGAAAGCUCAGUGUCCUGAGUCAGAGUGCCUUUUUGCCUUCUACGGCGGCGAGACCAUUUACCACAAGUACCUGAUCGGCCUCCAGUUCUACAACGUCUUCCUCUUCUUCUGGUGCGCCAACUUCGUCACGGCUCUGGGACAGAUGACCUUAGCCGGGGCCUUCUCCUCUUACUACUGGGCCUUCGUCAAGCCGGAUGACAUGCCCGCCUGGCCGGUGUUUUCCUCCCUGGGGAGAGCUCUCAGGUAUCACACAGGGACUCUGGCGUUCGGCUCCCUCAUCCUCUCCAUCAUUCAGAUCAUCAGGGUUUUGCUGGAGUAUCUGGACCACAAGCUGAAAGGAGCCCAGAACAAGUUUGCAAAGUUCCUGCUGUGCUGUCUGAAGUGCUGCUUCUGGUGUCUGGAGAAAUGCAUCAAGUUCCUGAACAGAAACGCCUACAUCAUGGUGGCGAUUUAUGGCAAAAACUUCUGCGCCUCAGCCAGAGAUGCCUUCUUACUCCUCAUGAGGAACUUGCUCAGAGUUGCUGUCUUGGAUAAAGUGACAGAUUUCCUCUUGUUCUUGGGCAAACUGCUCAUCGUCGGGCUUGUGGGNAUCUUUGCCUUCUUCUUCUUCUCUGGGAGAGUGAAGGCCUUUGAGGAUACAGCUCCCCACCUCCACUACUACUGGGUGCCCAUCCUGACUUUAGUUGUCGGCUCGUACCUCAUCGCCCACGGAUUCUUCAGCGUCUACGCCAUGUGUGUGGACACGCUGUUCCUCUGCUUCUUGGAGGAUCUUGAGAGGAACGAUGGGAGCGCAGAGAGGCCCUACCUGAUGCCUGAGAGCCUCCGCAAAGUCCUCAAUAAGAAGAACAAGACGGAGGCGGCUGACUAGAGCGUUCCUCUGAACCCCGCUGAGGCCAGACUGUGGGUUCAAAUUGACUUUUUUUUUUAAAUUGAGUGAAAACUCAGCUCGGACAGGAAUCUAACGCCAUCAGUCACCAGGAGCCAACUUCAGUCCGUCGUGUCGUCUCGGAGCAGUUCCACAUUCCCUCGUCCUGUUUUCUGAAUGAGGUUUUCCACUGUGUCUGGUGCUGGAUUGUGGAUUUUUAAAGAUUCAUUUUUAUUGUGAAGUCAGCAAACAUCCAAACCCGUCUGUUGUAAAUGUUUUUAAAUCAAAGGAACAGUUAAAUUUGAGCAUGUUUGUUUGUUUGUUUUUUAAAUAUUUGAGUGUUACAUGAAGGUACACAAGACAGUAAUCUAUGAAAGUUGUUUAAUAUGUUUUGUUUUUUUUCUUCGUUUCAAAUAAUCUUGUGUUAUAUCUCAACACGUAUUUAACCGCAUUGUUACCAAAGCCAUUACAGCCGGUCAGGCAUCGUUUUAUAGACUCUCGUGUAAAGCAUCUGAUGCUCUUCUGCACCUUUUUAUCAGCAAGCAUAAAUAUAAAUAGGAACUAAAGUUACAAAAACAAACGGCGGAGUUGAUGUGUAGGAUUCUAUUUGGGUGUUUGUGUCAUAUUUGUGGAGCUGAAUUGUUUUCGAUUAAAACAUAGUUUUCUAAAUAAA
Molecule: messenger RNA, 3056 nt
Organism: Stegastes partitus (bicolor damselfish)
Lineage: Eukaryota; Metazoa; Chordata; Actinopteri; Pomacentridae
Product: choline transporter-like protein 2
Exons: 22
Coding region: 263-2386 (707 amino acids)
Biological process (GO): transmembrane transport
Cellular component (GO): membrane
Molecular function (GO): transmembrane transporter activity
Source: RefSeq, a predicted model, not a curated record